Messenger RNA from Lycium ferocissimum, 1376 nucleotides. RefSeq names its product actin-related protein 5-like. Gene Ontology annotation, cellular component: cytoplasm; Ino80 complex. NCBI's taxonomy places the organism in Eukaryota, Viridiplantae, Streptophyta, Magnoliopsida, Solanales, Solanaceae. The record is from RefSeq and is a predicted model, not a curated record. The transcript has 7 exons. The coding region runs from base 157 to 747 and encodes 196 amino acids. Gene Ontology annotation, biological process: regulation of DNA-templated transcription.
CGGGUGGCUUUCCAAAUUGGCACGGAGGGAGUAAGUUUUUCAAGCGAAAAAUAAAGAGAAAAGUAAUGGGGUUUCAUUGAAACUAGUACUGGUUAACAAAUUUGUCCAUUAAGGCGAGUGGACUACUUACUUAGGGCAGGGAGGAAGAAGAGAAGAAUGCCGUUCAUAUCGCAAAUAGAGAGGCAAACAGAUUACAGUUCCUUCAACUCAAGUUGCCCUAUUGUCAUUGACAAUGGCGCUUCCUAUUUCCGUCUUGGGUGGGCAGGUGAGAAUGACCCUCGCAUUAUCUUCCGUAAUAUUGUUCAGAGGCCUCGCCACAAAACCACUGGUGAAACAGUAACAGUUGUGGGUGAUCACAAUCCUGCACUUCUGAAGUACUUUGAUUGCACACGUUCAGGACCUCGUUCAGCAUUUGAGAACAAUGUUGUUUAUCAGUUUGAGCUAAUGGAAUAUAUCCUGGACUUUGGGUUUGAUCGGUUAGGUGCUGAUCAGUCACAGAUUGACCAUCCUAUCUUAAUUACUGAAUGUGCUUGCAAUCCAGUUCAAUCUCGUGGCAAAAUGGCUGAGCUUCUCUUUGAGUCAUAUGGAGUUCCUUCAGUAGCAUUCGGUGUAGAUGCUGCAUUCAGCUAUAAAUACAACCAACAGCUUGGAAUUUGUAAUGAUACAGGCCUUGCAAUCAGCUCUGGAUUUAACACAUCUCAUGUCAUCCCGGCAAAUGUCCAAAAAUUGGAUGGUAAAGCAGCUUGAUGAAGUAGUGUUUUGGCGGUCUCGAUAAGGUGACGAUGGCAUCUUUCCGCCACGGAAACCCUUUGAGGUGUAUGGGGGAGAAACAAGAUGUUGUAUGCCAUUGGAAUGGAGGUAGGGUUCUAGUGUUUGAUAUUCACCUCCACCAUCCGUGUAGUGAGCGUUUUUUUGUCAAAAUGUUUUUCAAGCACAGGAUGCAGGUUUUGAAAAAUUUGUUGAACCUCAUUUUUGUUUUUCAUUGUGUAUAACCAGAUGUACAUACUAUAGUGAUCAACAAAAAUACAGUAGUUCUCUUUUUAUCAAUUGAGAGCACCGGAUAUGGCCCCCACAAAUCACUAUAAAUUGUUUUUAAUGGAAAGUUGCUGGAGAAUGUGUUUGAAUAAAAUGGAAAUCUGUGGGCUUUAUUGCAGCAACAAGAAUUACAAUAAGUAAAUUUGUCUUUCGAGGAAUAAGAAAGACUGGAAUUAUUUAGAACUGAAAAUAAAACUCGAGAAUGGGGCUGACCCAAUCUUCGAUGCCACAAAUGUAAGGAAGGGCCGGUAACAGCUACGUUGAUGGUUGGGCGAGACAGUAACGGCCGUUCGUAGAGUCCUUUAUUCAGGCCGCACAGAAGAGGUGUUCCCGUAGUCAGA